This is a messenger RNA of Lytechinus variegatus (green sea urchin), 2716 nucleotides long. It is a transcript of the gene dnajc2, whose product is annotated as dnaJ homolog subfamily C member 2-like. Gene Ontology annotation, cellular component: cytosol. The coding region runs from base 72 to 1961 and encodes 629 amino acids. Gene Ontology annotation, biological process: 'de novo' cotranslational protein folding; regulation of translational fidelity. NCBI's taxonomy places the organism in Eukaryota, Metazoa, Echinodermata, Echinoidea, Temnopleuroida, Toxopneustidae. The record is from RefSeq and is a predicted model, not a curated record. The transcript has 17 exons. Gene Ontology annotation, molecular function: Hsp70 protein binding; ribosome binding.
CGAAAAUAAGGUCUUAAAAUUCUUUAUCUUUCCUGAAAUUCUUGAGCAGUUUUCGAACUCUGGAUUUAGCCAUGGUUUUACUUUUGCUCCCACCAGCAAUAUCGGAUGCAGAUGAAACAGAAAUACAAGGCACCUUGACCGCUCCAACUUCGGUCCAAAUUGAACCUGUUGGACGAUGGUUUGAAGUAAGGCUACACCGACAACGCAAUCAUCUGUCAGCAUCAUACACAGAAUCAUUGCCAAGUGAUGAUGAUGAGGAAGACUCAGGAGAGGAAGAUAUUUUUGAUGAAGAUGAAGAUGAUUCUAUGCUUCAAACGUUGGAUCCCAAGGAGUGGAAGGAUCAUGACCACUAUAAAAUCCUAGGGCUUUCUAAACUGAGAUACAAGGCAUCACAGCAUGACAUCAGAAGAGCUCACAAACGAAAGGUUCUGAAGCAUCAUCCUGACAAAAGAGAAGACAGAAAAACCAGAGUAAGGAAAUCUGGUGAUGAUGAUUACUUCUCAUGUAUUACAAAAGCAUAUGAAGUUCUUGGUAACCCAGUGAAAAGAAGAGCUUAUGACAGUGUUGAUCCUGAGUUUGAUAAUGAUGUCCCAUCAAAUAACCAGCAAUCAAAGGACAAGUUCUUUGCAACCUUCUCUGAUGUUUUCAAGAGAAAUGCAAGAUGGUCUAUCAAGAAACCUGUUCCCGAUCUAGGCAAUGACAAAUCAACUUUUAAGGAAGUGAAUAAUUUCUACAACUUCUGGUAUGACUUCCAGUCAUGGAGGGAGUUUUCCUACCUUGAUGAAGAGGAGAAGGAGAAAGGAGAAUGUAGAGAAGAGAGGCGGUGGAUAGAUAAACAGAACAGAGCUGAGAGACAGAGGAGGAAGAAAGAAGAAAAUGCAAGAAUGAGAACGCUUAUUGAUAAUGCCUAUGCCUGUGAUCCCCGCAUCAAACGAUUCAAGGAUGAAGAAAAGGAACGCAAGGCAAGAGAGAAACGAGCCAAACAAGAGGCAGUUAAAGCAGCAGCCUUAGAGAAAGAAAAGGAGCGUCUAGCAGUUCUUGAAGCAGAGAGGUUAGCAAAAGAGAAAGAAGAGGAAGAAGCAAAAGCAAAGGCACAAGCAGCCAAAAAGGAGAAAGAAGCACUCAAGAAAGCGAUGAGGAAAGAAAGAAAAGCAUUGAGAGAGACCUGUAAGAAACAUGGGUACUUCACAAAUGAAGAUGGUCUUGUAAAAGCAAUGGAAGACAUGGAAAAGUUAUGUGAAAGAUUAUCCUUGGUCAGAUUACAAGAGGUUAAUGAGAGAUUCAGUGGAGCAGACCAAGACAAAUCAAAGGCUAUCUUUCAAGAAGAGGUGGCUGCAUUGACAGCUGAGAUUGAAAGGGAGCACCAAGAGGAGCUACGUAAACAGCAGGAGCUCCUCUCCAGCUCAAAAGGAGGGGAUGGUGGUGGAGCUAAGGGAGGUAAAGCCUGGAGUGAAGCAGAUACUGCACUCCUCAUUAAAGCAGCUAAUAUCUUUCCUCCAGGCACAAGCUCUCGAUAUGAAGUGAUUGCAAACUACAUCAACAAUCAUUCUACAUCGGGUAUCAACAGAGUAGCCAAGGAUAUCAUCAGUAAGACUAAGAAUCUACAGAGAUUAGAUGGAGGCAUGAAACAAGCAGCCAAUGAGAAAGCAUUCGAGAAGUUUCAGCAGGCUACUGGAAACAAGAUGAAGAAAUCUGAUGAAGCUCAACCUUCAGAAAAAUUUGAAGCUGGAGAUGGUGCUGGUGCAGAAGGUCCUAAACCAUGGACGACAGAUGAACAGAAGAGAUUAGAACAAGCCUUGAAGACAUUCCCUGCCAGUGCUACAGAUAGAUGGGAUAAGAUUGCAGAAGCUGUACCCACAAGGACUAAGAAAGAAUGUAUGAAGAGAUAUAAGGAACUAGUUGAGAUGGUAAAAGCCAAGAAAGCAGCCCAAGCUCAGGUUGCAAAGUCCAAGAAACCAUGAUACGCUGACCCUUCACUCCAACCCACUCACACCAACUGGUCAAAGAUCUACUUGCCUAUGUAAUGUAACACAUUGAACCGUACAUUUCAGCUGUGACUCUCUGGACAUUAAUUGUCAUUUGCAUAUGCAAAUGAUUGCAGGGUAACAUUUCAUGAAAUGACUUGUGGGAUGUGUUAUUUGACAACUGUUUUAUCCGACAGUUACCAUAGAAACUGUGCUGCUCAGCCAAUCAAUAUCAAAGAAAGAUGUCAGAUCUGACAACUUGUCGGACAUAAAUGUUGAUGAAACGCUCCCCUGAACUGAAUAUAUUUCGGUGCAAACAUGGGAUCCUUCUUUAUUUUCAGCUUUCACAUCCCACUUGUAAUUUAAAGCUCAAAGUCUUUUUCAUUACUGGUAAAUAAAAGUGAAUUUAUUGGUAAGACAAAGCAGUGAGAUAUUGAUCUAAUUUUUAAUAUAUUUCAUAACCCCUGCUGAAGAUAAUUUGCUAUUACCCCAUGUUUGGUCUUACAAUUCAAUUGUCAUCCAAUAUUCAAAAGCAAUCAAGGUCCAUGGUUCUAUUGCAAUUUGUAUGCAAAAUUAGGAUUGGAGACUUUUGAAAAACCCUAAAACUGAUUGAUCUGAAUUGAAGUCCACUGAUUGAUUGCAAAUUGCUUUGGGGUUUAUAGGAAUGAUUUUUGUUUUGACAGGAUAUUAAUUGUUAUACAAUGAGCAACUUUUUCAUGACUGACAAAUAAAAUAAUUUUUUAAAGAAAAUU